AUGUUUUCCAUCGGCAAACCCAGUGAUCAGGCGACAUUCGGGACACUACAGCUGUCCUCAGCGUGUGCCUUUCUCUUCAUCACCGUCAUGGAGAUACAAUAUCCACAGUCCAACGUAGUGUUUCGAAAUGUGGGUCAGCUCUACUUUCCUCAAACCAGAAUAGAGUGUCACUUCAGCGUGACUUCUCAACAUAUGUGGAGCAGCAGUGACUGGAUUGGAAUCUUUAAGGUCGGCUGGUCAUCACUGAGAGAGUACCAUACAUACGCAUGGUCGCUUGUACCUGAAGGGUACAAUGAAGGAAGUACUGUCGACUGCUGUGCACUUUUUCAAGCCUUCUACCUGCCUCGCCCUAGCGCCGUUGAGUACUGCUUUGUCUACGUGGACAAGAUGGGGAAAGUUUGCGCCCAAAGCCGCCCCUUCACCUUCUGUGCUCCCAGACCUUUGGAUGAACUGGAGACUCUGAUGGAGGAGCGCAAUGAAGAAGAUGAUGGUGAGGAGGAGGAAGAGCUGCUCUUGGUGGUCCCUAGAGCGCAAUUGCUGCAGCGUAAGCUGGAGGAGUGCAUGAGGGAGAAGGCUGAGUUGAUGCAGGCUGUAGAUGAAGCCAAACAGGAAAUAGAGGAGGAGAGGAGGAGCAACUCAAAUGCAAAGGAGGACUGGAAGAGCCAAAGGGAUGAAUUGAAGGAGGAGAUUGAAAAUCUCCGUCAAACCCUAACAUACAAAUGUGAUGCCUUAAAAAUGGCAGAAGGAAAACACAAGGAUGUGGAAUGCAGUCAGGAAAAUCUCAACUCUGAACUGACUCAACUAACAUCUGAAAAAGUGCAAAGUCAACAACAAAUCAAAGACUUGCUGGAGGAAAUCAAGGUGCUAACUGAUAGAGAGAAGGAGAGAAAUGUGGAGUUGGAAAGGCUAAGGGAGAUACUGAUGAAAUUAUCCAGCCAGAUCAAACAUGAUGAAGAAAAGAGGAAGUUGCUUCAGGCGGAGCAUGAGGCCACACUGGUGGAGCGCCACGGCCUUCAGAGUCGCCUGGAGGCGAGCGAGCGCUCAGCCGAGGGACUUCGCACGGAGGUAAGGGAGCUGGGUACCCGUCAGGGCCAUGCGUACGCUGAGCUGCACCAAAGCCGCCUGCAGGUGGCCCAGUUGGGCCUGCAGCUCUCUGAGGAGAAGCUUCUACUCAUGGAAGAGCGCGCCAACUGGGCCUUGGAGAGAGAAGCUUUCAGGAACGCGGCACAGGCUGACAAACAGAAAAUGGAGGAGUUGAGGAGUGAGAUGCGAAGAAAGGAAGAGCGACUGCGAGGGGAAACUACCGAAUUGGAGAAGCUGCAAGCAGAGGUGAAAAGAGAGAAUGACAGAAAUCAGAUGGGCCAGCAGGGUGACACGAAACAGCUGAUGCUACCAGCACUUGUUGAGCCAGUCCUCAGGUGA
Molecule: messenger RNA, 1422 nt
Organism: Nerophis lumbriciformis (worm pipefish)
Lineage: Eukaryota; Metazoa; Chordata; Actinopteri; Syngnathiformes; Syngnathidae
Source: RefSeq, a predicted model, not a curated record